UACUGCAUAUUUCAGAAAGUAAACAAUGCAAACUGGUUUCUGAUCCGAGCAUAUAGUAAAUAGUACUGCAAGCAUUAGAGUUUAGUCAGCUUGUGAACAUGAGGGGCUUAAUACUGCUCCUGUGCUUAAGUGGAGCAUAUGCGCAGUUUAGCCGCGGUACAUUCCAGAGUAGUAAAAAACAAGAUGGAGGAUCGUCAGCUGACCAAUCCCAGGUGAAGGAUGGACCUGGAAUUUCCGAAUCCGUGGAAGAUUUAUGCGUGGAUCGACCACCUAAUGAAUACUUCAGAUUGAGUACCGAAGGAGAUUGCCGUGAUGUAGUGCGAUGUGACAGAGCUGGGAUAGCUGGUACCAUUAGACUGGCAAGUGUGAAGUGUCCCUCCGGACUUGCUUUUGAUUUAGAAAGGCAGACUUGUGAUUGGAAGGCAAAGGUCAAUAAUUGUGACCGGCUCAGCAAGCCUCGACUCACCUUGCCCAACUUGAACACUGAAGAACCUGUCUGCCCUGACGGUCAACUUCAGUGCGGGAACGGCGAGUGUAUUGCCAAGAGUAACUUCUGUGACAAGAAGCCUGACUGUGUGGAUGGAAGUGAUGAAAAUGCCUGCAGCGUUGACGAUGAUCCAAAUAGGGCUGAUGUGUGCGACACUGCUACCUGCCUGCUGCCAGAAUGCUACUGCUCUGCCGAUGGAACAAUUGCCCCAGGAAUUGAUACUAUUGAGGUGACCAAUAUUCCCAUGAUGAUUACUCUCACCUUCAGCGGGGCCGUCAAUGGAGAAAAUAUCAAUGUUUAUAAUAAGAUUUUCCACAGCGAGAGAUUGAAUCCUAAUGGAUGCACUGCUAAAGGAACUUUUUUUGUGUCUCACAAGUACACCAACUACUCAGCUGUACAGGAGUUGCAUAGAACUGGACAUGAGAUUGGAGUAUUUUCUAUAACUAAUGAUGAGGAUCCGGAUUACUGGACUCAAGGAUCUUAUGAUAAUUGGUUGGGAGAGAUGGCAGGGGCAAGAUUAAUUAUUGAACGGUUUGCCAACAUAACUGAUAACACUGUUGUGGGGGUCCGUGCACCAUACCUCAGGGUUGGAGGAAAUGAGCAGUUUGCGAUGAUGGUUGAUCAAUAUUUCGUUUAUGAUUCUUCUAUUACUGCACCUCUUGGUAGAAUACCUCUGUGGCCCUAUACUCUCCACCAUAGAAUGCCACACAAGUGUCACGGCAAUGCCCUGAACUGCCCAUCCCGUGGGCACCCUAUCUGGGAGUUUCCCAUCAACGAGCUGGAUCGACGAGAUGACCCAGAGUUCGAUGAGAGUUUGACCGGCUGUCAUCUUGUGUCCUCUUGCUCAAAUAUUUACCACAAGGAUCAGUUCCGCGCUCUUCUCCAGCAUAAUUUCCAGCGGCAUUAUGGAACUAACCGCGCUCCACUCUCCCUUUCAUUCGACCCUGCCUGGCUUAUCUCCAAUAAAGGGUUCGAUGAUGUUCUCAACGAGUGGAUGGCACAUGUUCUGCUUACCUACCCUGAUGUGUAUUUUACUACGGAAAUACAGGUUCUAGAAUGGAUGAUAAACCCUACCAGUACUCAAUUGCUGCGUGAUUUUGAACCAUGGAAGGAGAAGUGUAUUGUGACCGGUCAACCUCUCUGCUCGCUGUCCAACCCCUGUCCUCUCACCACCAGAGAGUUACCUGGAGAAACCCUCAG
Eurytemora carolleeae is the source of this 1687-nucleotide messenger RNA. RefSeq lists its product as uncharacterized. NCBI's taxonomy places the organism in Eukaryota, Metazoa, Arthropoda, Copepoda, Calanoida, Temoridae. Gene Ontology annotation, molecular function: chitin binding; protein binding. Gene Ontology annotation, biological process: carbohydrate metabolic process. The record is from RefSeq and is a predicted model, not a curated record. Gene Ontology annotation, cellular component: extracellular region.